Molecule: messenger RNA, 990 nt
Organism: Pochonia chlamydosporia 170
Lineage: Eukaryota; Fungi; Ascomycota; Sordariomycetes; Hypocreales; Clavicipitaceae
Exons: 3
Coding region: 1-990 (329 amino acids)
Source: RefSeq, a predicted model, not a curated record
AUGGAUGAACCAAGGGGUCGGACUGGCUAUUACGGGGCAUGCUUCGUUGGAAACUUUCAUGGUUCUGCCAUGGUCGGCGGCCAGGCGCAGAUGGAGCAGGCUCAGUUAUGUGUUGACGAACUGCUCUUGUUGACACAUGUACGUAGACCAAAUCCACAAAGUUACCAGUUGCGCCAAGUGAAUGCCCUUGCAAGCCGCAAUUACGAACUUAUUGCCACCACGAAAGCCAAACAUCGAUCCGCUCCGGACGCGGAGUGCGAGGAUGUAGGAAUGUGCCUUCCUCCAAAACUGCAAUCCCGCGAUCUUUGGUCUCUUGGCAAAGGGUCCACGAAGCGAGUUAUGGAUAUUGUUUUCAAUGUUUCGAUUGCGAGUUUCGUGUGGGGUAGUCUCGACGGUUGCCAAAUUUCCAAUCGACAUGAAGCUGCUGGGUUUGUCGUCAAUGUUGAUCAAACCCCGGCCAGAUUGAGAUUUGGUCCUGCUCCACUGGCAUCCCAUCUAAACUACUCCAUACUCCGUUCUCUGUACCCGAAAGAGAGGAGGGAAUCUGUUGUAACUGUUCAAGUGUUUGACCUCGUUGUCGCCACAUGGCGGCCAAGAGAUGCCAUGCCAGUCUUUCCACAAAAAGGUAGGCUACAUUCGCCCAGGACUACAGUAAGCAACAAGAGCUCCAACACUAUUCCGGUGCGGCUUUCGUUCUCAUGUUUGCGCCGGGCCUGCCAGACAUCAAUCCUCUCUGGAACCGGCUGCAGUGGAUCUGAGGCAUUUCUGUGCAUCCAGACUGUCAAAGAAGCGACAUGCCUCGCAACACUGACCCGGAACCCUGUCUCAUGUCCUCCAGGCCACUCUUGGCCACUCUGCCGAGUACGGAAUACUGUAAGUUACUGUGCAAAGUACUCCGUACAUGCAGAUCUUGGUUGGCCAAAGAGAAGGGUGCUUAUUUCGUAUCAAGGUACUCGAAUUGAGAGUCAUGUGUACACGGCUCAUCUUUGA